CAGAAUGCUGGCCAUUUGGUUUUUAUUUGUUGCUGUAUCUUCAUCCAGUGAUUUCAUUGUAGAUUCAGUAACAGCCAACGAAGUUUGGCAAGCUCCGGGCUGCCAUAAAGUCGGACACACUAGGAAAAUUAGCAUCCCAAAUUGCGUAGAAUUUCAUAUGACAACCAACGCCUGUCGCGGUUACUGCGAAAGUUGGGCGGUCCCCUCUCUGCCGAAAGUCACCCCUAGCCAGCCAAUCACGUCGAUCGGACAGUGUUGCAACAUCAUGGAAACCGAAAACGUUUCGGCAAGAGUUUUAUGUGUCGAUGGAAUAAGGACGCUAACCUUUAAAUCGGCCGUCACCUGUAAUUGUUACCACUGUAAGAAAGAUUGAAGAUGCGGACGAUGUUUUGAGUUGUUUGGAAGUUGUGUAUAUUUCCGGUUAACUGAAUAUAGAUUUUAAGUAUAUUGUAAAUGUUAUGUACAUUACUGAUUAUUGUAUAUAUUGUACUGACUG
Molecule: messenger RNA, 496 nt
Organism: Psylliodes chrysocephalus
Lineage: Eukaryota; Metazoa; Arthropoda; Insecta; Coleoptera; Chrysomelidae
Source: the annotation of a GenBank genome assembly